This is a messenger RNA of Darwinula stevensoni, 1778 nucleotides long. The record is from the annotation of a GenBank genome assembly. Lineage: Eukaryota; Metazoa; Arthropoda; Ostracoda; Podocopida; Darwinulidae.
AUGUGGAAAAAGAGUCCAGCUGCAACCGGGCCAGUCUCAUCCGCUCGUCAGCAUGAACUAUCCAGACAAUUACCCGUCUUGGCACAGCUGCAACUGGAUUUUCACCGUGAGUUCCCUUGCGUCUCUUCCGUUCAAAGUGCCACAGUAACAACUGGAUGGCACGGUUCUCGACAGUGCUUCUCCGACAUGACGCUCCAAUGUGCCGACUUUCAACUUCCCGAUACCCCUCUGUGCUGGCAGUCGGCCUUCCUCUACGGUGACAAAAGGGCAUGUGGAACAUCAAAUCCUUUCAAAAAUCCGGUGAAUGUGGGGAAGAGUUUCACGGCGAUCCUCUACGCUGCUCUUGCGAGUGGACCAGGAUUCGACUGUAGUGUCACAUGCGGUCAAAGCUCAACUCCUCCUUGUAAAUGCGGAAUCCCUGCGAGCCCCCCUCCGAGCGGCAAGAGAUCUGUCGAUGUCCGAACCAACGCGACCGAUCCCAACCUGGACCGGAUUUGGGUGGGAUUUGCCGUUCCUUACGAGGGUAAGUAUCCCUGGAUGGCACACUUCCAAGAUAAAGGAGAAUUCUGUGGGGGUACCCUCAUCAAUGAUCGAUACGUCCUCACUGCAGCUCAAUGCACCAGCUUUGGAAACAGUUUUGGCACUGCACUCUACCGAGGUGCUGCUCUUGAGCUGCCUUGUCGCUGGCACUGCUGUGUCAACCUGACUCGAUGUCACCAUCCUGAUGACUCUGCGCUUGUCGGCGGCAGAAAGCUUGGAUGGACGCCCACCAUUGCUCUUUCAUGCGUCGGGUCUGACUUGAGAACGCACCCGGGAUACGGUGCUAUAGCUUAUGCCAAGCUGGGCUGCAAUUCGACGCGUCGAGAGGCCAUGGUCGAGAAGUNCAAGCUGGGCUGCAAUUCGACGCGUCGAGAGGCCAUGGUCGACGACCCCCCUCCGAGCGGCAAGAGAUCCAUCGAUUUCCGAACCAAUGCGACCGAUCCCAACCUGGAUCGGAUUUGGGUGGGAUUUGCCGUUCCUUACGAGGGUAAGUAUCCCUGGAUGGCACACUUCCAAGAUAAAGGAGAAUUCUGUGGGGGUACCCUCAUCAAUGAUCGAUACGUCCUCACUGCAGCUCAAUGCGUCGAUCAGAGCCCAUCCGACACUUUCUAUGUGACCCUUGGAGAUUUGGACUGGUCGACGAAGACCGAAAGUCAAUCCAUUCGGCUGCCGGCACGGGCCAUCAUCCACCCUCAGUACGACCCAGUUUCCAAAGUGAACGACGUCGCUCUGCUCAAGCUCAAUUCUCCGGUGGACUUCCAGGCUUUCCCUCGCAUCCGUCCCAUCUGUAUUUCUGUCUAUGCCUUGCCAAUUCCGGGACUAAUCGGCAGAAUCGCGGGAUGGGGUUACGAUGGCGGACCGGGGAUCAGCACGGUGAUGAAAGAGCAGACAGCGACCAUCUUGAGGGAGGUGGAAUGCAAGAACAAUCAGGGCACCCUCGUCAACGAUAACAACUUCUGUGCGAAUGCAGCAGGAAGAAACUUCUGUAACGGCGACGUCGGCGGACCGUUCAUGCUCGAAACCGAGGCUGGCUUCUACCAACAACUCGGAAUCAUUUCCUCGACCAGCAAGGAAUGCUACAACGGCGUUGGAGGAGUCUACAUGAAGACAGCGAAUUACGUGAACGGGUUCAUCAUGCCCAACACCCAGGAUGCCGUUUGGUGCUCUGCCGCCGAGCGCUGAGUCUCUUCUUAGAAUUCGGUUUUGAGAAGCAUGAAAGAUAAAACGUUCAUUAAUGG